This is a messenger RNA of Apiotrichum porosum, 2442 nucleotides long. It is a transcript of the gene MNL1, whose product is annotated as alpha mannosidase-like protein. The coding region runs from base 1 to 2442 and encodes 813 amino acids. Gene Ontology annotation, cellular component: endoplasmic reticulum; membrane. Gene Ontology annotation, molecular function: calcium ion binding; mannosyl-oligosaccharide 1,2-alpha-mannosidase activity. Lineage: Eukaryota; Fungi; Basidiomycota; Tremellomycetes; Trichosporonales; Trichosporonaceae. Gene Ontology annotation, biological process: endoplasmic reticulum mannose trimming; carbohydrate metabolic process; mannose trimming involved in glycoprotein ERAD pathway. The transcript is spliced from 9 exons. The record is from RefSeq and is a predicted model, not a curated record.
AUGUUCCGACAUGGCUUUGUGGGGUACAUGACGCACGCCUUUCCGGCCGAUGAGCUGCGCCCCUUGACAUGUAAACCGCUGCUGCGCGACCCCGACCCGAAGAACAUUGGUGUGAACGAUAUCCAUGCCAAUGCGAGCAUUACUCUCGUGGACACGCUGAGCGCCUUGCCCCUCAUCUUGCCCGAGGAGUUUCCCGGCGCGGUCGAAAAGGUCGCGACGAUGAUCAGCUUUGACCAAGAUGUCAAGGUCCAGCGGCUCGACGGACUGCCGACCGAUCCCAAGGAGCAGGCGGCGGCGCUCGGCCUCAAGGGCAGCGUGGACGUCAAGCGAUGGGCGCCGCGUAUCCUCGAGCUGGCAGUCGACCUCGGUAACCGCCUUGUACCUGCGUUCAAGAGUCCCACGGGCUUGCCAUAUGCCCGCAUCAACCUGCGCAAGGGAGUGGAGAAGGGCGAGGGUGUCGAGACUUGUGAGCUGCAGUUUUCGCUCCUGUCGCGUCUUACCGGCGACGACCAGUUUGAGGCCAAGGCGAGACACGCGUUCAUGCGCCUGUGGAACAGCCGCACGCCGCAAGACCUCGUCGGCAACGGUAUCGCCGUCUCGCAUGGCCACUGGCUUGGACCGGGCCUCUCGGGCGUCAACGCCGGUAUCGACAGUUUCUUCGAGUACGCUCUCAAGGCAGCGAUCAUGCUUGACGACUCUACGUACAUGGACGUCUUCCAUGAUGCCUAUGCCGCCAUCCAGACGCAUAUCCGCACAGUGGAUGGCUUCUUUUGGCGACAGGUGCACUUGCGCGGACUCAAGCCUGCAUCCCCUGCGUACAUCGACUCUCUCUCGUCCUUCUUCCCGGGUGUCCAAGUCCUUGCGGGCGACGUCGAAUCGGCCAUUCGCGGCCACCUCAUCUUCUGGAACCUCUGGAGAAAGUAUGAUGGUAUCCCCGAGAGCUGGGAGCCCGAGACGCGCCAGAUCGGAUGGGCCGGCUGGCCCGGACGACCCGAGUUUAUCGAGUCGACAUACUACCUCCAUCGGGCGACUGGCGACGACUUUUACCUGCGCGUGGGCGAGCGUGUCCUCAAGGACAUUCUACGCCGCACAGUCACGAGGUGCGGCUUUGCAAGUCUCACAAACGUCGAGACUGGCGCUACCGAGGACCGCAUGGAGAGCUUUAUGCUGUCCGAGACCUUGAAAUACCUGUACCUCCUCUUCGACCCCACACCUGCACCUGCACCUUCCAACACGGUGUUUACCACCGAGGGCCACCCGAUGUACAUGCCGUACAACCUGACCACACCGCCCACUGCCGCGUGGCGCGCCAACCACCGCGGCGAGGACCUGUUCUGCCCCGUCUACACGCCGCAGACCAUGGGCGGGCUCCCCGUGGGUAUCGAGGGACGCGACGACUACGACUAUGCGCGCGCGCUGGUCUUUGGGUCGGGCGAGGAAGGUGUCGCCAUUGAGGAACCCAGCGCUCGCGCACUGUGGAGCGAGGAAGGUACCUGCGCUCUGCCCCACGUGCCCAACUACUCGUUUGAGAUUGUGCUCGCGCCCGCGGGCGCUGGCGCCGACUUUGCCCUGCCUGCGCACGACGCGUCCCCGGGCCUCGGCAAGGUGUACCAGACCGCCGAGGGCGACUGGGUGAUCACGGACAUUGACGGCCUGCGCCUCGGCGUGCGGUGGCGGAUGGACGGGUUCGGAUACGACGUCACCAACAUCGGCCCACACCGCGUGCGGUACGGCCAGCUCGUCACCAUUGUGGACGUGCGGAUGGACGGAUACCUGCCCGCUGCGCCGCGCGCGGCCGACUCUGAGCGGCCGACCGACCUGACCCUCUCGUUCAGCCGCUCCGUCUCCACCGAGACCCUCAUCUCCGCCACGGGCACGCCUGCCAUGUUCGGACACACCAUUGGCGCCGCGCCCGUGACCGCCAGCGGCAGCGGCAGCGGCCGCGCGGGUCCCGCCGACACGCGGUGGUCGUUUGCGUCUACGCCGCUUGUCGUCGCGCCGAAACGCAACAACCCCACGGGCUGCGUGCCCAUGGUGGCCGGGUUCAGCCCCAAGCCCAAGGACGGCGAGCCGUUUGUCGUCCUCGUCCAGCGCGGGGGAUGCAGUUUCCUCGCCAAGGCGCUGCACGCGGUGCGCGCGGGUGCCGUGGGCGUGAUUGUCGCCGACGCCGGGCCGAGCGCGGGCCAGUCGGCGCGCGUGCGCCCCAACGCCGACGGCGAGCCCGACGACCUCGUGGACGAGGUCGAGGACCUGGGGCUAGUGUUUGUCGACGAGUCGGCGGGACGGCUCCUCAAGCAGCUCAUCCAGAUUGACCGCAUCACGGUCGCCGCGUCGCCUGUCGAGGGGCAAGGCGUGGCCAUGCCCGCGAGUGAGCGCCGCGAGGGGCGCCUCGUCGUGGGUGACCACGAGCUGGUCAACUUGCGCGUGGCGGACCCACUGUAG